AUGAAUUUCGACUUCGGAGAAUUGAAGAAAAGCCGCGCCGAAGAGCUCGAAUUCCUGACCAAAAAAGGCGCCUUCAUACUACCGCCACGUCCCUUCCAACUCGCGCUGGUUCGCUCAUACAUCAAUUACAUCCACCCCCGGGUCCCAUUCGUCAAUAUCGGAGAGUUACUACACACCAUAUCAGCGGAAACCCAAGCCCAGGAUAUCAGCAUCCUACUCCUCCAAGCGAUAUUUUUCGCUGGAUCAGUCUUCACCACCCCCGCGGACCUGAGCGCAGCGGGCUACAAAAGCAAAUCCGCUGUAUGUGGGGAACUCUUUGCCCGAGCGCGCUGUUUGUUCGAUUUAGAUUACGAGCAAGAUCGUCUGAUAGUCAUCAAGUCACUUGUGCUACUAUCAUUCCGGAAGGAAAAGGACACAGAUAAGGAUCCUCGGCAUUGGAUGAACAUAGCCGUGUCCCUGGCUUACACAGCUGGCUUGCAUCGCUUUCCCGAUCCCAGGGUCUCGGUUGGAAUGCAGCGCGAUCGCGCGCGGACAUGGUGGAGUCUCUUUUGCCUAGACAGGUUCUUGUCAUUGAGUAUGAAACGCGCCGGGAUCAUCGACGACGAAGCGUUUGAAACACCGAUUUUGACAAUGAGUGAUUUCGAGUUUCCAUCAUAUACACCCGGAGAAGUCGAUGCGUUGAACACUUCUGAGAUUAUGCAAGAUGUUGAGGUUCAGAAACGGCUCGCUUUGAUUUUUAUAGAGAAUACGAAGCUGAGUCUUUGUGUGAGUCGGGUGCUCAAUGCGUUGGAGUUUCCUCGUGGGCUUUGUGCUGGUCCUUUCAUGGAAACACCUGCGACAAGUCGGUCGUCGGAAGGAUUCGGCACAUUAUCCAACUUUUAUUGCAUACAGGAACUUGAAACUUGGGUGGCCAACCUUCCGGCUACUAUAACAGAGCUGCCGUUGUUUUACACGCUGUCGAGCGAGGCGAACAAGGUGCUACGCUCGCAUUAUUGUGCAUUGCGAACGUUACAUCUUGCGGCGUCGACUCUUAUUUACCGGUCUUUAGAAGCCCAAUGA
This is a messenger RNA of Penicillium paradoxum, 1059 nucleotides long. RefSeq names its product fungal specific transcription factor domain-containing protein. The transcript is spliced from 2 exons. The coding region runs from base 1 to 1059 and encodes 352 amino acids. Gene Ontology annotation, biological process: DNA-templated transcription. NCBI's taxonomy places the organism in Eukaryota, Fungi, Ascomycota, Eurotiomycetes, Eurotiales, Aspergillaceae. Gene Ontology annotation, molecular function: zinc ion binding; DNA binding. The record is from RefSeq and is a predicted model, not a curated record.